AUGUCUUCAUCAAAUCAAACUUUAAGAUUAGGUUCAACUGCUCCAGAUUUCCAAUCUGAUUCAUCAAAUGGUCCAAUUUCAUUCCAUGAUUAUAUUGGUGAUUCAUGGGCUAUUCUUUUUUCUCAUCCAGAUGAUUUCACUCCAGUUUGUACUACAGAAUUAGGUGCUUUUGCUAAAUUAGAACCAGAAUUUGCAAAAAGAAAUGUUAAAUUAAUUGGUUUAUCAGCUAAUAAUACUGAUUCUCAUAAAGCUUGGAUUAAAGAUAUUGAUGAAGUUACUGGUUCAAAAUUAUCUUUCCCAAUUGUUGCUGAUCCAGAAAGAAAAGUUGCUAAUGCUUAUGAUAUGAUUGAUUAUCAAGAUGCUACUAAUGUUGAUAAUAAAGGUCUUCAAUUAACUAUUAGAUCAGUUUUUGUCAUUGAUCCAAAAAAGAAAAUUAGAACUAUUUUAUCUUACCCAGCUUCAACUGGUAGAAACACUGCUGAAGUUUUAAGAAUUGUUGAUUCAUUACAAACUGGUGAUAAAUAUAGAGUUACCACUCCAAUCAACUGGGUCAAGGGCCCAGCAGUGUCAGAUGAAGAAGCUAAAACCUUGUUUCCUAAAUUUAGAAUCAUCAAGCCAUACUUAAGAUUAACUCCUUUGGAUCUUGAAGAAUAA
Lodderomyces jiufengensis is the source of this 654-nucleotide messenger RNA. It is a transcript of the gene PRX1, whose product is annotated as thioredoxin peroxidase. The transcript has 3 exons. NCBI's taxonomy places the organism in Eukaryota, Fungi, Ascomycota, Pichiomycetes, Serinales, Debaryomycetaceae. Gene Ontology annotation, cellular component: cytosol; mitochondrion. Bases 1 to 654 code for a protein of 217 amino acids. Gene Ontology annotation, biological process: cellular oxidant detoxification; cellular response to oxidative stress; cell redox homeostasis. The record is from RefSeq and is a predicted model, not a curated record. Gene Ontology annotation, molecular function: peroxiredoxin activity.